AUGGAUAGCCUCGAGGCUCUCCGGGCUUACCUCAAUGAGAACCUCAUUCCCCACGCCCAGCGCUAUCCCCUACAAGCCAUCCUCGUCACAACCAUAGUCCUCUUCAUCACAACGAGACUCUUCACCGGCAGUCCUUCAUCAGUCAGAAAAGAUGGUUCAAAGACACCUCCUCUUGCACCUUUCUGGAUCCCUCUCUUUGGCCACGCUCCGCGUAUAUUUCUCAAUCCUUCUGCCGCCUUGACGCGCUUCAGAAAUCGAUAUGGUCAGGGUGUAUUCUCCGUUCGACUAUUCCAGAGCAUUCACUCUUUUGUCUUUCGUCCUUCUCUCGCUGCUCGUCUGCUUGAGCAGCCAGACUCUGUCGCCGACAAGGAGUUUAUCACGCGGCAUAUCAUGAUGACCAAUUUUGGUCUCUCCAAGAAGGACCUUGCAGCUUAUGACAAGGCUGCUGGGGAAGUCUAUCAGGUUACAAAGGAGCAUCUGAGCGGUUCUCAUCUGGAUGAUCUAGCCAAAGCUACCCUCCGAGAUCUGGAUGACAACGCCGCUGAUGUGAUCUCCUUCAACUGCUACUCUACCGACCAGAUGGACUGGGAGAGACUGGCCAAUGCAGAGCUUUUGGAGGACAUCAAAGACGAGAACAUCAUGGCUGUCGACUUCUUCGAGCUUAUCAAGACCUUCAUCGCCAGAACCGCCACAAUUUCCGUCUUUGGUACAGACUUUGUCGAGGCCUAUCCCGACAUCUGGCCUCACCUCUGGAUUUUCAACAAUGGCUUCCACUCGUUGGCCAUGGGCGUUCCUGUCUGGGCCCCUUUCCCCACCUCCCAGCGGGCCAGAAUUGCUCUUGGAAGAUUGCUCACUUUUAUGCGAGAGUUCCAUGAUGAAUUUGAAACAUUUCUAAGUGGUGAAGAGCCCGGGCAGAAAUGGCAAGACUUUCACACAGUCAGCCCUCUUGUUCGCGCCAGAGCCGAAGUUUAUCGAAAGCACGGCUUGUCUUCUGAUGUGCGCGCUGCAUUCGAUGUUUCCCUUCUCUGGAGCACGACUGUCCAAACUACCUCGCUCGUCUCAUGGUCUCUUUUCGAACUGUAUCAGGACCCCGUUCUUCUAUCGCAGAUCCGCGAACAAAUCACCCCAUGUGUCCAAAUUGUCCAGCCCAAUCAUGAUUUCGGAGGCGCCGUCUGGAUUCCUCCUCAAAUCAAGAAGCUUGACUUGGAAGGACUGUUAACCAAGUGUCCUUUACUUCAAGGCGUGUACCUCGAAACAUUGAGGCUCUACGGCGGAGGGUGGUCUGCGAGGUACUUGAAGGAGGAUUUCACCCUUAAGGACAAGGAGGACAGCUUCGUCCUGAAGAAGGGAACGUUUGCUCAUGUCAUUAACAAUCUUCAUCACUCUGAUCCCAGAUGUUUUACCGACUCCAAGAUUUGGCAAGCCGGACGAUAUCUUGAGGAUACCGUGGAUAAGAAGGGAGUCAAGACACAGAAGGUUGAUCCGUACACCGUCAAAGCAUCAGACGGAACAUUGACCAUGUGCGACGACUCGGAAUUCACUUUGAGAAAGGUCCUCAUGUACGUCUCGGUCUUUAUUUCGCUGUACGAUCUCCAGCCCGCGGGAAGCGAAAGCUGGCCUUCGCCAUCGAUUGUCAAGGGCGUGGCUUCGGUGCAGCCAUGGAGCUCUCUUAGAUUAUGGGUUAAGAGACGGACGCCUCCGAAAGACAAUUGA
Fusarium graminearum PH-1 is the source of this 1713-nucleotide messenger RNA. RefSeq lists its product as uncharacterized. The record is from RefSeq and is a predicted model, not a curated record. Lineage: Eukaryota; Fungi; Ascomycota; Sordariomycetes; Hypocreales; Nectriaceae. Bases 1 to 1713 code for a protein of 570 amino acids. The transcript has 2 exons. Gene Ontology annotation, molecular function: monooxygenase activity; oxidoreductase activity, acting on paired donors, with incorporation or reduction of molecular oxygen; iron ion binding.